AUGCAUCUCUAUACGGUUCUUGGGUCACUGUCCGCUCUUUCUUUGGCUCUCGCAUCUCACGGUGCCGAACAUGGACAUAGUCAUCUCCAUAAACGCUCAGAUGAGACUGAAUAUGACUAUGUCGUAGUUGGAUCUGGUGCUGGGGGUGGCCCCGUGGCAGCGCGGCUGGCUAUUGCCGGACACAAGGUUCUUCUCCUUGACGCAGGAGAUGACCAAGGCAAUGCCACCGUGCAGCAGGUGCCCGCCCUCCAACUCCAAUCCACCGAGUACGAGCCGAUGAGAUGGGAUUAUUUCAUGACCUACCGCACUCCUGCUGGAGAUCUCCAUGUUGGCUUCAAUCCGCCGGGUGGCUCUGAACCCCUGGGUAUCUUAUACCCUCGAGCUGGCACCCUGGGAGGAUGCACCUCUCAUAACGCCAUGAUCACUAUUUAUCCGUACGAACAUGACUGGAAUCAUCUCGCCAGCAUCACCGGUAAUGACUCCUGGUCAGCCGAUAACAUGAGACAAUAUUUCGAGCGGCUGGAGAAGAAUCGAUAUCUUCCCAGCAGCGUGGCCGGCCAUGGAAUGGAUGGCUGGCUCAUGACGAGCUUGACAGACUUGAGACUGGUCAUCGAGGAUCAAAAGCUCCUCUCCUUGAUCCUCGCGGCCGCGACAGCCGCGGGCAAAUCCCUCCUGGAAAAGGUGCUCCUGCGUGAUCUCAACAACCCUUCCCCGACCCGUGAUUACGAGACCGGUCCAUACCAGGUGCCUCUUGCUGUAGAACUUCCGGAACACAGACGAACGGGUCCUCGCGAUUUCAUUUUGGACACGGUCAACGCAGUGAACUCGGAUGGAUCCCGCAAGUACCACCUCGACGUCCAGUUGAACACGCUGGUGUCCAAGGUUCAGUUUGAUACCUCUGCACCCGAGCCAAAGGCCACCGGAGUUGAGUAUCUCACCGGUCAAAGCCUCUACCGCAGCGUGAAGGCUUCCCGGGAAGUGAUUCUGGCUGCUGGCUCAUUCAACACCCCCCAGCUCCUGAAGCUCAGCGGAAUUGGUCCCCAGGAAGAGCUCUCGAAGCACGGUAUUAAAACACUGGUCAACCUGCCGGGCGUUGGCUCCAAUCUGCAGGACCGUUACGAGACGGGCGUCAUCGGCCAAUCGCCCACCGACUUCGUUCUCACGGAGAAGUGCACCUUCCUAUACAGUAGCCCCGACCCUUGCCUGGAGCAAUGGAAGAAUGGUACCCUGUUCAAGGGCACUUACACGACUAAUGGUAUUGCUAUUGCUGUCAUCCGCAAGUCGUCCACCGCCGACGACACACCAGACCUCCUUGUUUCUGGCGCGCCUGUCAAAUUCCCCGGCUAUUACCCCAACUACUCGUACGAGGGCCUGAAAGAGUCCAACCACUGGACCUGGAUCACCCUGAAGGCGCAGAGCCGUAACAACGCUGGCACUGUUGAGCUGCGCUCGACGAACCCUCGCGAUACCCCAGUCAUCACCUUCAACUACUUCGACACCGGAAAUACAACGGACGGUGUUGACGAGAAGGACCUUCAGGCUGUCCACGACGCCAUGGAAUUCUCGCGCACGAUCUUCCGCGAUUUGGUGCCGCUGGAUGGCGGGUUUACGGAAAUCUGGCCGGGCUCUAAUGUCACGGCUGGUUCUAAGCUCAAGGACUUUAUCAAGCGGGAAGCCUGGGGCCACCAUGCUUGCUGCACGGCGCCCAUCGGCGACGACUCUGACCCCAAAGCGGUUCUUGACUCGGACUUCCGAGUCCGUGGUGUGAAGGGGCUGAGAGUCGUGGAUGCGUCAGUCUUCCCUAAGAUUCCAGGAUACUAUAUUGCCCUACCUAUUUACAUUAUCAGUGAGAAGGCCGCAGACGUGAUCAUUGCUGAUGCUGCAUAA
Molecule: messenger RNA, 1887 nt
Organism: Aspergillus niger
Lineage: Eukaryota; Fungi; Ascomycota; Eurotiomycetes; Eurotiales; Aspergillaceae
Exons: 6
Coding region: 1-1887 (628 amino acids)
Molecular function (GO): oxidoreductase activity, acting on CH-OH group of donors; flavin adenine dinucleotide binding
Source: RefSeq, a predicted model, not a curated record